AUGGUUGUCACAGUAAAGCCAGAAGGUACUGAAUAUGACUAUAUUAUAUGCGGAGGUGGGACGUCAGGCGCCGUUGUUGCAGCAAGAUUGGCAGAAGACCCCAACAAUUCUGUUCUAGUCAUCGAAGCAGGAGAGCAUAAUUCUCUUCUCGAGAACACUAUUAUGGUUGGUGGAUGGUCACAAAAUUUCGACACGGAAGCAGACUGGAAUAUUUCCACGGAACCAAAUUCGGGGAUUAACAAUCGUCAAAUCAAAGCCAGUCGUGGCAGGUUCCUUGGUGGAUCGAGUGGAGUCAAUGGUACAUUGUGUAUCAGAGGUACACCACAAGACUAUGAUGACUGGGAAAUGCCAGGAUGGAGUGGAGAGGAGGUUUUUGGAUACAUGAAGAAGGCAGAGAACUUCCAUAACAAAGACUGGUUUGAAGCAAAUGAUUCGGUACAUGGCCAUGAUGGUUUACUGGAUGUUGAGCCUCAUGAUCUGGCCCCUAUAUCCAACAUGAUUUUGGAUUCAAUGGCCGAUCAAGGCCUUCCACUUCAUCCAGAUAUGUUCUCAACUGGCGAGACUCCAAAUGGUUGUGGUCAUGCACCAAGAACUGUGUACAAAGGAGAUAGAACUACAUCGGCCAACUACUUCACUAAAAAAGGCCCAAACCUUGCGAUAAAAACCAGCACAAUUGUCGAUAAGGUGAUUCUCGAAAGCCACGCGUUUCCUCAUGAGCUGAAAGCUGCAGCUGUAAAAGUAAUUGAGAAAGAUGGAACAGAGAAAGAGAUCAGAGCCAGAAGAGAGAUUAUCAUUAGUGGAGGAGCCUAUUGCUCUCCAACCAUUCUUAUGCGAUCAGGUAUUGGAGCGAAGUCCGAGCUUGAAUCUCAUGGUAUUGACUGUCAAAUUGACCUCCCUGGAGUUGGGAAAAAUCUUAUGGAUCACAUGAUUGUGUUCAUGUUUUAUGAAACAACCAAGCCAAAUGUUACCAAUGAUUACCUCUUGUAUCGUCCAAAUGCUUUGGGUGAAGCUUAUAGACAAUGGAAAGAAGAAAAGCGUGGACCUCUCUCUACCUUUCCUUUUGGUGCAUUCGCAUACUCUCGCCUUGAUGAGCGUCUUGCUUCGGAACCAGCUUGGACAUCAGCACCACGACGACCAGGCCGAGAUCCAAUGGGAUUAACCAAAUCACAACCAAAUGUCGAGUUCUUUACCACAGAAUGCUACGGUGGCCCAAAACAAUACAGUCAAUUUCCCGACGGCGAAAAAUCUCAUGCCUUCUCCAUUAUUGCUGAAUUAUUCGCACCUAAGAGUAGAGGUACCGUCACUUUAAAGUCUAAAGAUCCAAAGGAUAACCCGGUCGUCGAUCACAAUUACUUGAGUGAUGACCUGGAUAUCGUGGUUCUUAGCGAGGCGUGCAGAUACGCGAAUGAGAUCAUCAUGAAAGGAAAAGGCACCAAGGACAUAGUUGAGGGAAGUUGGCCUAAAGACUUAACGCAUCAUGCAUACACAUCAAGAGAGCAAUGGGUCCCCUAUAUUAAAGAUAACGCUACAACCUGUUACCACCCUGGAGGAACAGUAAAAAUGGGCAAGGCAUCGGACCCAAUGGCAGUUCUCGACGAAGAACUGAGAGUUAGAGGAGUCAGGAAUCUUAGGGUUGCCGAUACCAGUGUCAUGCCACUUCUUAAUCAAGGACAUACUCAAAUGCCUGCAUAUGCGAUUGGUGAGAAGGCAGCAGAUUUGAUAAGGGGUGUUGAGGAUUUAGAUUUGGCGGCAUUGAACAACCUUCUUGAUUCAUUCAUUUGUGGCAAUGAAGUGGGUUUCCAUCUCUCAACCAUCCUCCUCCUCAUUUCUUUCACAAGCUUCACAAUUGCCACACUUCCACCAUUACACUACACCAUCACUCGCCGCGGCGGCUCAUUCCCCGCUCCCGAUACUGCUAAUCUUACCUUUCUUCAAUCCACACUCGCAGACAUAAACGCCAGAUUCACAAAUUCCGAAAGAAUAUUGAAAGGGAACAAAGUCGUCAGAGUGCCCAAAAAAUGGCACGAUGGCCAAAUCACGAAUACCACAAAUUCAAAACCCCGAUCUGGAACAUAUCUCCAACCGGGAACUACUCUUCUCGGUGAAGUCGGGAAUUCUGAAACCUGGUUUACGUCGCUGAAAAUCGGCGAGCCGUCCCAGAAUGUGGAUCUUGAUCUUAAUAUGUUGACGGCGGAUUUUGCGAUUAUUAGUACGCCGAGUGGAAAGGGAAGUUUCUAUCUUGAAGAGAGAAGUGGGACGUAUAGUGUUAGUAAUGAGAAUGAAGAGGGUAAGGGGAUAAAUUUUCCGGGUUGUAGGUGUGGGAAGGAUGUUGUGGGAUUACCGUUGGGGUUUGAUAUGUUUGCUGGUUUGAAAGGAGAAAGAUAUAUCCCGGUUAAUUUUGCACAUUGUAGACCGCAGAAACAGUGGGUUGGUAGUCUAGGGAAGAGUGGUGCAAGUCUGGGGCUGGCUGUAGGAGAGGGUUUGGGACAAGUUGGGGGUUGGAAGGGUGGACUGCUAGAGCAGAUUGUUAAGAGUGGUGUUGUUGAUGCUGAGGUCUGGAGCUUGAUGCUGAUUAAUGGAUAUGAAGGGGUACUUAGUGUGGGAGGAUCUUCGGUCGAGGCAGUUAGAGAGGUGGAGGGAAUGAUCGAGAAGGAAUUGAAGAGACUCGAGGCAGGUGAGGCAAGUGAUUUCCGACCUCAAAAUGAUGAAUUGAAUAGGCCUGAUGUAUAUGAUGUGCAACCUGGAAACAAUGAAUUCAAGAAGAUGGAUGGAUUGGGAAUGCAGCCUGAAGACGAUGAAAUAAAGAGAGAUUCAGAAUUAGGAUUGAUGAAAAGAGAUGAAAUUCCAUUGGAUAACAAUGACUUGGCUCAGAAGUCUAAUGAUGAAAGUGUUUGGGAAUGGAGUAAAGUUCGAGGUGCAGAUGGAUGGUGGGAGAUUCUCAUGAAAGGAAUUUGGGUUGACGGAAAUAAAGUUAUACAGAACCAGCCAGUAGUUUUGGAUCUUAAUACCCCCUACAUAAUCGGCCCACCACAUCUGGUCCGCAAUCUAUACUCUUCCAUAUCCGGCUCUCGACAACUUUCACCGCCAUAUGAUCAGUUCCAUGCCUACCCGUGUUUCAACCCACCUCACUUACUAGUCGAGUUUGGCAAUUUGAGGGUCAAGGUAUUGGAUGGCAAGGGGGAUGAAGGAGGUUUUUCACCUGGAGGAAGAUUCAGUUUGGGAAGGAUGGAGAGAGGCAGUGGGUACUGUGUGGGAAUUGUAGUAGAGGGCAGGUUUGGUAAUAUGGAUAGCCAAAGUGGAGUACUUGGAAACGGUGGUGUGGAUGGGAAUGGAAUGGAAGAUAUGUGGAUUUUCGGAGAACCGUUGUUCAGAGAUGUGCAGGUUGCUUUUGAUUGUUUUUCAAUUUCGGCAACCGUGCUCUUGAAACGUUACAAUGUGAACUCUUUCAGGCAGCUGAACUGUACUCGAGCUAGAGUCGAGAUUGAGCUAUUAGAAGGGCCGGCUUUGACUCCUCCACCGGGUGUUACAUCGAAUUUUGAUAACCCUUAUUCCCUUCGGCCGGCAGCAGAUGCGGUCAAGAUAGUGACUACUAUUUUAGCUACUUUGGCUAUUUUCAUACGUGUUUAUACCAAGUGGAGAAUUAUUCGAGAGUGCGGUUAUAUUGUUUUUAACGUAACAACCGGGUUUGAUCCCAAUGUCUUCGGACGACAUCAAUGGGAUAUUAGAUUGAAGGAUUACCAAAUCUUUCUCUAUGGCACCUACAUUACAUCGAUAUCAUUCGGUCUUGCGAUAAUGUCAAUCAAGAUCUCCAUACUGCUACAAUACAUUCGGCUCUUUACUGCAGGAACACGAGAUCUAAUGUUUUGGAGCUGCCAUGCCCUUAUGUGGAUAACCAUCGUGUUCUAUACGAUCUUGUUGUUCAUGACAAUUUUCAUUUGCACCCCUAUACCCAAGUUUUGGAAUGUUCUGGAUACCACGGGUCACUGCCUUGAUGUGAAUUAUCUGUUCCUAGCGACUGGGACAGCCAAUACCAUAACCGAUUUUCUUAUUAUAUUACUUCCGCAACCGAUCAUCUGGAAGCUUCAGAUGAGUUUCAAAGAACACGUUGGCGUCUCCGCCGUUUUCUCAACGGGACUUCUGGCUUGCAUAGCAUCCAUGGCUCGCUUAUUUGUUUCCUUGAAACUAUUGAAAAAUCCUGACGCUUCCUGGUACACGAGCAUCAUGUGUAUCCCGUCAUAUGUUGAGCUAGGAGCCGGUAUCAUCACGAGUUGUCUACCGACCUUACCGAAAUUCUUUAAAACGAUGUCGCAGAUACCUCGUGUUUCAAGGAUGUGUAAUUUUGUCUCCUCGCUCUCGAAGUCGUCUAAGUCGUCUGCCGAGUCUAUAGAGUCGGAGAGGAGCAGUAAUUCUUUGUGGAAUCAACAUCGCAGGAUGCCAUCGGGGCCAAGGGGUGAGAGAAGAGGGACAGAAAGCUACGAUGUGUUGGAGGAGUGGGAGGGACAUAAUGCUACCUUUUCGACGGUAAGCUUGGGGAAUACAGCGACGGCUACGGGGAUGAGAAAUGGAGGAGAGAAUUUGGAGAUGAAACAUGUUGAUGAGGAACGAGGAAUCUUGAGAUCGGUACAGAUUUCGAUUGUUCGUCAGGGUCCAUUGAGUGGUGAAGGGAGAGCUGCUCCUAUGGUUUAA
Molecule: messenger RNA, 4686 nt
Organism: Botrytis fragariae
Lineage: Eukaryota; Fungi; Ascomycota; Leotiomycetes; Helotiales; Sclerotiniaceae
Product: putative gmc oxidoreductase protein
Exons: 14
Coding region: 1-4686 (1561 amino acids)
Molecular function (GO): flavin adenine dinucleotide binding; oxidoreductase activity, acting on CH-OH group of donors
Source: RefSeq, a predicted model, not a curated record